Messenger RNA from Xenopus tropicalis (tropical clawed frog), 13513 nucleotides. RefSeq names its product nuclear receptor binding SET domain protein 1 (gene nsd1). The transcript has 23 exons. Gene Ontology annotation, cellular component: chromosome; nucleus; nucleoplasm. The coding region runs from base 343 to 7665 and encodes 2440 amino acids. Gene Ontology annotation, biological process: chromatin remodeling. The record is from RefSeq and is a predicted model, not a curated record. Gene Ontology annotation, molecular function: histone H3K36 dimethyltransferase activity; histone methyltransferase activity; histone H3K36 methyltransferase activity. Lineage: Eukaryota; Metazoa; Chordata; Amphibia; Anura; Pipidae.
UUACACGUCUUCCCAAUGUUAGGUGCGCCCCCUCUGUAAAAUGGACUCCCCCUCUGGAUAUCAAUUAGCAGCGCGCCAUAAGAGCUGUCAUUUGCAAGAGCCCCAAUCACAGGACACAGACUCACUCCUGUCUGUCACUACUAUGUCAUAUUUACAGAUUCUCUUACAUCAUCCGCACCCCCACCAAUAACAACCUAGCGCAGGCCACUCUUAUACCCCCAAGGGACACUGCACGGUGACACUCAAGCUGCUGCUGCUGCUGGACUACAAAUCCCAAGAUCCUAUUGACUGUGAAGUGGAAGCCCAACAGCUGGAUGGACACAAGAUUAAUGCCUGCACAGGAUGGAUGAAGCCUGUGAACUAAGGAGUACUACAGACUAUUUGAACUCAGUGGAUCCUAAUGCCAAAAGCAAACCGUGCGUGGGUGACAGGGGCAUUUUGGAACUACCAAAUGGGUGUAGCGUUCCACUGAGCUCACCCACGCAAAGUGGCAAAUUGGGUUAUGGGCAGGAUCCCUCCUCCCACUACAUUCCUCUGCGCAGACUCCAGGAUCUGGCCUCCAUGAUAAGCAUCGAAGGCAUGAAUGGAUCACAAAACAUGGAGGCAAACGGAUCUCAACCAAAUCCUCAGCCCUAUUUUUUUACUUCAAAUGAGCCAAGAGGUCAUGCCAGUCAUCAGGAUUCUACUCGUCAAUUUUCACAAGACCUCACCAUGAAACCCAAAAAUGUAAAGAAUGGGAUGCAUCCUUAUGAUUCUUUUUGUCAUGUUGAUAUGGAAGAGCCAAAUUAUGCUAUAGAACAGUUAAAUUACAAUCACACUGGGCCAGGUUUUGAUGUGCCAGGCUAUGGGCAACAGCCACCGGUGGAGCAAAAUAUUUUACCUGUUGGGGAGAAUCAAUCUAAAAUUAACCCCACACCUCAGUUUGGAUCAGAAUUAGAGGAUUUAGUUCCACUUGCUUGGUCUAGUAAUGGAGAGGACCCAAUGGAAAAUGAAAAUUUAAACACAAAAACAUCUUUUUUAUCAAUGAUUCGGGAUGCUGAAAUUCCAAACGGUGCACCUAUUAAUACUACUCCAGAAAAUGCAAUUCAUGGGGAUUUGGAUCACAGUACAAUUUUACAUUUAGAUGGUAGACUAAGUAACCAAGGACCGCUAACAGCGGAACACACUGAAGAUGAAUCGUUGUCUGUAGAAGAAGAGCUGGACGAUUUGGAUUCACAUAAUGAAUUAUCUCCGGAUCGAUCAGGAUUACAAUUUUUACCAAGAAGGAAAAAACCUGCUCUUUUAAGGUAUGACGAGGGGGAUGUCGUCUGGGCCAAAUUCAACAGGCGCCCAUGGUGGCCAUGCAGAAUCUGUGCCAAUUCAGAGCCAGAGGGAGAACCCCAACAUAAAGCAUUUAGCAAAAGGCUACCCCGGAAUUAUUAUGUUGAGACUUUGGGAGAGUUAACUGAGAAGAUCUGGGUCCCUGCAAAAGCACUUGUACCGUACAGGGGGGCACACCAAUUUGAAGGAUUGCCAGAAUUCCGGCGGACUCAAAGGCAGGAAGAUAAAUCUUUUAAGAAUAAGGUCCCCUUGAGACUUUUAUCGCUAUGGCAGUCCAGCAUUGAACAUGCCCAAGACUGUCUCUCCAGAGGGGCUGAGAGGUAUGAAAGCAUAGAAGAGGUAGAAGGUAACAAGCAAAUAGCAAAUUAUGGUGCAAAGGAAUCCAGUGGGCCAAUUAAGAAUUCAUUCAAUGGAUUUGUAAAAUCUUCCUUGUGUAGCAUUGACCUGUCAUGCACUAAAACUGACUCAAAAAAACAACAUAGGCGUUUAAAGCCUGUAAAACAUAGAAAAGUGGAAUUACGGCUAUCUGAUGUUUCAACCGAUGAUUCAAGAACAACAGAGGAACCAGGGUCUCCAGAAUUUUUUAGCAGUCAAACUUGUGAAUCAAAAUUUGGAAUGGCACCAUCUCAACAGGAGAGCUGUAUAUCUAAACAAAUAUCUAAAGAGGUCUACAACAUAAGUCAGGAGAAAAACGUAACGUUAUCUGCAAAGAAAUGGAAUAAAAAUGAUGAACUUGUAGAGCAAAGUUUGGGUUUAGAGAGAACAAAGGCUCAAACUGACAAUGGACAAGAAAAAUCAGAAAAACCUUUAAUGGGACACAAAAUUGAAGCUAAACAAAAGGACUUUAGGCUUAAACAAAGUGUAAGCUCUGUACAGAAGGAAAGAUCUGCUGGCACAACUAAAAAAAGGAAGCGACUACGAAUUCAUUCUGAAUUAAGCCGCUCAAGCAAGCGGCUGGUUGCAUCUUCAUUAGACUCUAGCACAAAUGUUGAAUCUAGUAAUGAGUUUUCUCUUUCGAAAGACUGGGUUACUGAAGAUGUGCCAGAUGGGAAUGGGCACAGUGUGGAUAAAAACAAAUACAGUCCGUCGCUUACUAAUGUUUCUUUAUCUGACUCUUGUGAGAACCUGCACAAUUCUUUAUUGGAAAGCAAUGCCCCCAGCCCAAGUCAACAUUCAAUAAAAGAUUUUCCCAAGGCUUUGACUCCUGAAAGCAAAAACUGUUUAGUCCAUGAUUCGGCAACCCAAAAUUCACAGUCUAAAAACAUUCUGGAUUCGAAACUUGGCCACAAACCUGCAAAGGCUUCUCUUGGUAAAACUGGACGUCCUGAAGCAAUGAAUCUGUUAAGUAAUAUGCAUGAAAAGUCAUGCGAUUCAAUGAAGAAUGAGACAAAAUUAGUAAACAGUGUUAUAUCUGGUCUUAAAGAACUGUCCUCCAGGUCUCUCAGUGAGGAUGGAGCCGAAAGUACAGUAUCCAAACCAUCAACACCUUUGCUUUUUGCUUCAGCUCCAGGGCAAAAUCGAAUACCUUUGGAACCAGAUUACAAAUUUAGCAACCUGCUAAUGAUGCUGAAAGACAUGCAUGAUACUAAAACAAAGGAAAGGAAGCUAAUGACUGGACAAAAUACUGUAUCCAGCUGUAGCGACCCAUGUGAAGACUCUAUUAAAGGUAGCCCUGAUAUUGUACCUGAUGUAGGUGGUAUUUCUGGUAACCACACACACAGUAAUGAAGUUGGUAUGGUAAAAGAACCCAACAAUGAAAGUAAACUGGGAGCAACAGGUCAAAAUAAGAUCGUCUGUAACAGAAAGUCAAGUUCUAAAAAGAACUCCAAUUUCCAGAAAAAGCCACCCAUGGAGCCCAAAAAAGUGUCAAAGUAUAAAAAGAGCAUGAUUUCUGCACAAAAUGUCAAUGCAUCUUCUGAAUGUACAGAACUAACUACAAAUUCAUAUAAUACCUCAGUGCAAUUACAUGGUGAGUGUCCUAGUAAAAGCAUAACCCAUCCUUAUAAUUGCAGUGAAGUUGGUGCAGGUUACCCAGAGGAAACUGGACCUGGCUCAGAACAGAGCAGUGAAUGCUCUCAGUGGAAUGAGUCACAAAAGUAUGUUGCGCCUAAAAAGAGGUGGCAGAAAAUCAAACAUAAUGGCCCAGAAAGCAGCACAAACCUUUUAAAUAAGGCCUCUACUAAGUCCAGUUUGUGCAAGAAGGAGCAAGAUGUUUUAGAAGUUCCUAAACAGCUGCAGGAUCAUGAAGUGACAUUUGGAGAACCUGAGCUUUCUAGUAUAGCAGCACAGCCAGAAGCUCCAAAGAGAGGGUCAAAUUUUGGAAAGAAAUAUAAAAAAAGGAAGAGAUUUACCAGGCGUUCAGGUGAUCAUGUUAAGACAAGCACCCCCAAAAUUAACAAGCAGAAGAAGUUGGGUGUCUCUCUCCAGUUGGAAGUCAACAAGCAAAAGAACCUUAAAUUAAUCCUCCCUGCUGUAGAUUUUUUGAGUGAAAUAAAUAGUAAAGCCACAUCAUCUUCCCAAUUUUCCAAACUGGCUGAGGCUUAUUCUACGGAGACAAAAAAUCCAGAUAAUGAAGAAAAGAGUGAUUCUUCAGAAAAAGAGGAUCAUGGUCUUGCUUCACCAGAGCAAUCUUUGUCAGAUGGCUUUUCUGAACCUUCUAGUAUAACCGCUCAAUCGCAAGUCAAUCCAGUUCGAGAAAACAGGCGUAAGAGCAAAUUAAUUCCGAGGGUGUGUGAAUUCGAUGACCUUGAUGAACAGCUUGGGCUUUUGGAGGAAGAUUCAAAACCCCCUGCUAAGAUUGCCAAGACUACUUCAUUCAAGCAAAACGUACUAAAGCAGUCCUUCAGGUACAGAGCAGCAUCCAGAAGGCUGCCAGAGAAUCGGAGAAGGCGUAAAAGGAUUCGGCUUGCGGGAAAGUUCAAGAAGAAGAGGAACCUGAUUUCCCGACAGUCUUCCUACCCUGGGGAAGAGCCUCAUGAGAAUGGCGUUGCCAGCCAUAGUGACACUGCUGAGGAAGGACUAGAACAUGAGCUGACAGGAGCCUCCUUAAAGAGGAAUCAAGGAGAACGUAGUGGUGGGGGAGCUGCAAUGAAAGAAAAUGUAUGCCAGGUGUGUGAGAAACCUGGAGAAUUGCUGCUGUGUGAGGCCCAGUGCUGUGGAGCAUUCCAUCUGCAGUGCCUUGGCAUGGAGGCCAUGCCUCAGGGAAAGUUUGUCUGCACAGAGUGCUCCUCGGGUACGUUACAAGGCUAUCACACCUGCUUUGUUUGUAAGGAAUCUGACCAAGGAGUGAAGCGCUGCAUGCUGCCCCUCUGUGGCAAAUAUUAUCAUGAAGAAUGUGCCCUUAAAUACCCUCCUGCAACUCAACAAAACAGAGGCUUCCGCUGUUCUCUUCAUAUCUGUUCAACCUGUUAUGCCACCAAUCCAAGCAACCCCUCUGCAUCUAAAGGCCGCUUGAUGAGAUGUGUACGCUGCCCAGUUGCAUACCAUGCAAAUGAUUUCUGCCUGCCAGCAGGAGCAGUUACAUUGGCUUCCAACAGUAUUAUUUGCCCCAACCACUUCACCCCAAGGCGUGGAUGCAAGAACCAUGAGCAUGUAAAUGUCAGCUGGUGUUUUGUAUGCUCAGAAGGUGGAAGCCUCCUUUGCUGUGAAUCCUGUCCUGCUGCUUUUCACAGAGAAUGCUUAAACAUUGAUAUGCCAGAGGGCAGCUGGUUCUGCAAUGAUUGCAAAGCUGGCAAAAAGCCACAUUACAAAGAAGUGGUGUGGGUGAAGGUGGGGAGAUACAGGUGGUGGCCAGCAGAGGUUUGUCAUCCAAAAACCAUUCCACCCAACAUCCAGAAGAUGAAGCAUGACAUUGGCGAGUUCCCAGUUGUCUUCUUUGGUUCCAAAGACUAUUUGUGGACACACCAGGCCCGAGUGUUCCCAUAUAUGGAAGGAGAUGCUCUCAACAAAGACAAAAUGAGCAAGGGAAUGGAUGCUGUUUACAAAAAGGGGCUGAUGGAAGCUGCAGAAAGGUUUGAAGAAUUAAAGGCCCAGAAAGAAAUGAGACAGUUACAGGAAGAUAAAAAGAAUGACAAGAAACCUCCACCAUAUAAACACAUAAAAGUCAACAGGCCGGUUGGAAAAGUUCAGAUUUUAACUGCAGAUCUUUCCGAAAUCCCUCGUUGCAACUGCAAGGCCACUGAUGAAAAUCCAUGUGGGCAGGAUUCCGAGUGCAUCAACCGUAUGCUGCUGUACGAGUGCCAUCCCUCAGUGUGCCCAGCAGGGGAGCGCUGUCAGAAUCAAGCCUUCUCCAAACGCCAGUACCCAGAAGUUGAAAUCUUUCGAACUCUAAGUCGUGGAUGGGGGCUGCGGUGUAGGACUGACAUUAAAAAGGGAGAAUUUGUGAAUGAAUAUGUGGGUGAAAUGAUUGAUGAAGAGGAAUGCCGUGCUCGCAUCCGUUACGCCCAAGAGCAAGACAUCACAAACUUCUACAUGCUCACACUAGAUAAGGACCGUGUGAUUGAUGCAGGGCCCAAAGGUAACUUUGCACGUUUUAUGAAUCACUGCUGCCAGCCUAACUGCGAGACUCAGAAAUGGACUGUGAAUGGUGAUACACGAGUUGGGCUCUUUGCUCUGUGUGAUAUCAAAGCAGGGGUAGAGUUAACAUUUAACUACAACUUGGAGUGUCUUGGGAAUGGAAAGACUGUUUGCAAAUGCGGAGCACCAAACUGCAGUGGUUUCCUCGGAGUGCGCCCCAAGAAUCAGCCAGUCUCAUCUGAGGACAAGGGUAAAAAGCGGAAGCAGUAUGUGAAACGUAAAAAAAGUGAGGUAGUCAAAGAACAUGAAGAUGAGUGUUUCAGCUGUGGAGAUGGAGGACAGCUUGUAUCUUGCAAGAAACCAGGUUGCCCUAAAGUAUACCAUGCAGAAUGCUUGAAAUUAACCCGUAGACCAGCUGGUAAGUGGGAGUGUCCUUGGCAUCAAUGUGACAUCUGUCACAAGGAGGCUGCUUCUCUAUGUGAGAUGUGUCCAAGCUCCUUCUGCAAGCAGCACCGUGAGGGAAUGCUCUUCAUCUCUAAGCUUGACGGACGGUUAUCCUGCACAGAGCAUGACCCAUGUGGGCCUCAUCCCUUAGAGCCAGGAGAAAUUAGGGAGUAUGACUCUUCUAAUGAACAGAACGAUUCUGCUGGCCCCUCACUUCCAAAGAAGAAAACACUGGACAGUGCAAAGGGCAAAACAGCAUCUUCCAAUUCACACAAGAAAAAUGUUUCAGUGACUGAGGUGUUGCAUACACCAACAACCGCUGGUUCUACAUCUAGUGGCAAUGUUAGCAAGGAAAAUGUGGGGUCUGUUGAGCAAAAAUCAUUGUCUGCUGGAAAAAUACUCCUUGCCUCUGCUGGGCAAAAGUGUACUACUGGCAGUAAGUUGUUACUUGCCUCAGCAAUUCAGAAAUCAUUGCCUGCUGGGAAGGUAGUCUUGACCUCCUUGGGGAAAAAAUCAUUGCCUGCUGGUAAGGUACUGUUGGCUUCCAUUGGAAAGAAGCAACUGUCUGCUGGGAAAGUUUUGGUGACCUCUCUUGGGAAGAAUUCUCCAUCUGUUGGUAGGAUGAUUAUAUCCACAGCAGGAAAGCAUUCUUUACCAGCAGGAAAAGUUUUGUUAGCAUCAGCUGGAAAGUAUACAACAGCAGGUAAAGUUCUGUUGACUUCUGCCACCAACCAGCAUUCAACUGCUGAAAAAAACAAGGCUGAUAAACAGAAUGAUGUUAAAGAAACCCAAAAUUCAUUGGACCCUGACACUAAACAUCGCAUAACUAAAAAGCCGCUUAAUAAACCAUCUAAAGAUAAGUUAAAUACUACUUUAGAGCAACCAUUGACUCAAAACCACACAACUGGGAUUCAGAAACCUGUAAGCCCAUGCCAAGUAGAAAGACCUUCUAACCCAUCCCUCACAGGGAGGCCUGAAAAGCCUAAAGAUAAGCAUCAACCAGACAGUGAAGUUCAUCCUAAGAUCCUUUUAAAGAGGUCAACCAUGCCAACCUCCCGAAGGUCCCUGAGCGCACAUAAAGAGAGGUUUCAAAUUUCAACCAAAAAAGAAGGGUCUCUUGAAAGCAGCCAGGUAGAGAACCAUGCCACUCCAAGAAAAGAUUCUUGUUCUCCAACUGUAAAGGAGAAGCCCAGUGCACCAAGUGAGAGAUCUUUAUCUACAGUAGAGUCCCCUUCUAUCCCAGCAGCUCCAGAGAACUCUUCAGGCAGAGCAAUAUCAUGUACACUUGCCUCCUCAGAAAAAACAGUUAGCACUUCUGAAAUGUCACUCAGCUCUGUUGUACAAGAGAAGACUAGUUCCACUGAACCAAACUCUUCUUCAAUAUGAAGAACCGUUACUGUCAGUCUUUGUCAGAGUGCUUCCUGGUGCAAAGAAAAGUACAUUUUUGUGAUGACUGAUGUGCAAUCACAAGGGAUUAUGCUGCACACAGUAUUCUGAGAAUGAAGAACUCUUAUGGAAUAGAUAAAACAAUGUUUCUGAUUGGCUACUAUGUUUGUAACCGUGUACAUAAACAAGGACCCAUCUUAAAAAAAAAAAGAAAAUUAUGUUAAAGUGGUGAUUAUAUUAAGAACCACCUUUUAAGACAAGUUGACCAUUGCAUUCCUUCAAAUUCAUUUACAGCAAUCCCUGAACCCCCUUUUAUAGUAAAAGGGUUAAGAAGCAAGAUGACACUAUGGCCAAAGGCAGUGAAGUGGUUGCCGGCUGAACUCUCAUACCUCAUCUGUGAAUAUGUGUGCUGUCUGGUUAAUAUCACGGAAACCUGCUUUAUGAUGUGAAAACAAUAAGGCACUUCUGUAGACAUGUCAAGCUCAGCUAAUUUUAGUAUUGUAGGGAUGUCCAGUGGCGAAUAAAACUGAGAGGUGCCUUAUUCCAGUGAAAUGUUAGUAGACUGUUGAAGAUGCUGUUCUUGAGGUCUAAGAGCUUGUAUUGCAUAUGGGCAUUGCAUGAGAUAAGUGAGUUUUGGAGUAAUGUAGUGAGGUGUGCCUGGUAUCAUCCUGCAAUUGCAUGCUCAAACUGGCCAGAAACCCAUACGUAAGAAUUAUUGUAGCCUUUUUUAAACAUUGCCAAAAAAGUAAAAAACAUGCAGUUCUUCAUCACAAACAGUCUCCGGUUUGAAACAGUUAUCUGCAGCAUAUUAGGCUUCAGUUGCCCUUUUGCAUCAUGUAGCCUCUACCCAUAUAUCAGGGCUUCUCUAACUUAAUGGGAUGGGCUGGACGCCACCUUAUUAAAGAUAUAGAAAAUCUCCCUGUACCAAAGCCCCACACACCAGAUGGAUAGUCCUCGCAGUAUGGUGUAUACAGUAGUUUUUAGAUAGCCCUAUUAUAUCUAGAAUGCAGCAGGCAGAAAACAGAAACCUACUAGAAAGAAUUUGUGAGUUCAGAAGCUGUUAAGAAAGGAAAAUGCUUUUUUUGGUUAGUGCUCUAGUGUAGGAUUGCAGCCUUCACAAGAGCUUUACUGUAAGAGCUGGGUAGGGAUCCACUGACAUUUCUCAUUCCCAUAUAUGUCUGUGUUUUCUUUGGGAAAUGUACAGUGUUUGAGGUUUCCUUUCUUAACUACAAUUAUUUACGUUUACAGUCCAGAGUGGUCUGAAUGUGGUGUUAGGCACAGGUCAGGAUUUAUGUGGUGCUAACCCAAAUGAUUUUAGGGAAAGUUGUGUAAAUAAGCCUAUUUUGUAUCUUAGUGGUACGGUUUGUCCUAAAUGGCCCUUUCUCAGAUUUGGUGAGUUGAGAGUAGUAAGAGUUUUAUGGGCGUGCAUUCACAUAUAUCUUUUCAUGACCACCCCUGGCUGCCAUCCCUACUGCAGCACACAAGGUCCACACCCUUACAAAUGUCCUUUCGACACAAAUCAAUUCUGCCUUUGCUGAGUCUGAGCAAUCUUAUGCUGGGAAUCAUGGUGCUACAGGCAGCUGUGUGUAGUGUUUUACUGUAUUUAAUAUAUAUAUUUUUUUUUUAUUUUUUUUUUUUUUUUAAACCAAAACCUUGUUGUGAAUCUUGGUGUUGGUGCCUGUACCAGUGCCUCAUUGAUGUGACCGAUCCAGAGAUUCGUUUUUGUGUUGAUGUCUCCUGCUUUUUUUUCUCCCUGGUCCUUGCACAGUAGUUAUGGAUUAGGAGCCAAAAAGAAAGCUGGCAUUGAUUAGCUUGUCAUUUUUUUAAUUGUUGCUUUUUUUUUUUUUUAUAAAUAAAAGAGAUUGAACACCACAUGAUUUUAGCCUUCAGUUGCACAUAAAGCAAUUGUCUUUUAACAGAUUUUGUGUCACCCAUACCCUGAUGCUGCAUAUUUCCUUCCUUUGGUUGGCAUAUAUCCUGCUAACUGCCCUCAUCUGACAUGUGGAAUAUAGUCGCUGCCUUUUAAAGUUCACCCUUCAAGGCAGUAAUUGGGCACUUUGUCUUGCUCCCUGGCAUCUAGCUAGCAUCUCUGUACAUGGGGCUAAAAUGGCAUACUGAGUAGAAAGCCCACAUUGCUUGAGUGUCUAGACCUGAUCGAGUCAUAAACAAGGAUGACAAAACCAUGGCCCUGCUAACCGGACAUCUUAGGGACUAAAUGUUGAUGUUGUAGGAAAUACAGUAUAGGCCAGUCCUCCGCCCUUUACUGUCCCGCUAAUUUGCUGUUGCCUUCACUGGUUAAUGCUUGCGUAUUCUUUCACAUUGAAAAAGACAAAAUAAAAGAACAAGCCCUAGAAAAGUCUUGUCAUCCUGUAUGAUAAAACGUAGAGCAACCAUUUCUGAUAUUAAUGGCAUCAUUUAUGUUUGCCCACUGCUGCUGAACUUUAAAGUCAAGCUCCUUUAUGUUCCAAAUGAGCAGAAAACACUGUGCAUCGGGAUAUGAGACUGCUCUCUCUCUGUUUUACAGAAACAUUUAACUUUGUCCUGCAGGCAUCUUGCUAUGGGGCGGUACUAUAUUAUGGGUAACAUGGACGGAAGGCCUAUACAUGACCUGGUGGCUUCUACAUCUUCAUCACAUUCCACCUUGUUCAUGGAUCAUGAAAUGUUGGUGCUACUUGAUUCUGGAACAGUGCAUUUGAUCCAGCUAACUGCCCCUGACAUCAUUGUGGGUUUUAACACUGUAUGUCAUUCAAGGGAAGGAUCACAUCAUAUAUUUUCUCACCUUUUUGUUACUGUCCCUGUUUUACUAAGUUCCUGCAUUUUCUGUCACUAAUGGAAGAGAUCUGACUCUUUCAUGAAUAUGUACUGUAAUUCUUUGUAUAUAGAAGAAAAAUACUGUAAAGUUUAAAUUGAUUCCUGCCUAUAUUGUCUUCUUAUUAUGUGUGUGUCUGACACUGAUCCAAAAAUGACAUGGUAGAACAAAGUAAAACAAGUUUCUUGGUAUAGAGUAAUUAUUUGGGUAUGUGGGCUUCUGCACUUUGAGUUAUAUAUUUCCCCUUCAAAACAAAAUUAUUUAUUAUGUUUUCGUUAAUUGAAUUUUGUUUGCAGCUCCAAGGCUUGUAAUUUAGACUUCUUUAAUUGGUUCUCUAUAUUAGCCUUAUCUUAAGGGGGCAGGAAGAUUUAAGCCGCUUAUGUUGCUCAGUUUGUAUGGUCCAAUCAAUAUCUGGCUGAAGAUCGGCCACAUGUCAAUCAGGAAGGUGUGAUUGUCCCUUCAGAUUGGCUUGUAGAUGCUGUUCUUGCCCCGACAGCCUGUAUCCUCUUUGUUGUGAUUCAAUUGUUUGGCCCUAGGUUUGACCUUAGGUGGGUAUAUCGGGGAUAGGUUGGUUGGGAUGUCACCAAACGAGCUUUCGAAUUUACAGUCCCUGGCAGGUAAGUGGUUAAAGCAGCAUAUUAGGUGUGUAUAUGUAUGUAUGUAUAAAAAAUUAUACAAAAUUAAAUUUGGAGAUCAAGUGAAAAGUUGCUUAGAAAAGGCACACCAGUAAAAUGAGUUGUUUAAAUACAAUGGGGUUUCUCUGUUUUGCAGCUACUCAAUGUACUCUGUACUGUUUUUCCCCCAUAAAUAACAUAUCAAUUCUUAAUAUUAUGGUGAUAUUUCUCUUUAAAACAAAGGAUUGGCAAGGCUCCAACUUCAUUUACUGAAAAGGGAACAGUGGUGAAGAAAAAGUAGGAUCUUUAAGGGUGCCAAAAUGUUAGGCACCCCCCAGUGAUUGUAAUUACACACGUAUGGGCCCCGAGUACUUGUGAGCAAGUGAUCCCCUCCCUUCUUCUGUCUUUGCAUCGCUUGGACAUGCGCAGUAGAAUGAGAAGCUGAACCUUAACAAAAAAAAAUGUGGCUUUUUCACUGUAUUGCACAUUUUCUGAUGAUAGGGGCACUGGGCCGGGGUAUCGGGUAAGUGAUUACAAUUACUUGGGGGCGGGAUUGCUGUGCCUAACAUUUGGCACCUCCCUUUUCCUUUAAUACCCAAUUGGCUGCAGUAAUUCGUUUUCUGCAGAUACGAUAGGUCAAUAUCUUUAAAUGCAUAGGAUAGUGAAGUGAAACACCCCCGGGGAAAUAUGGUGAGACAUUUAAAGGAAAUAAGCAGAUUUUCUAUGAAGCGGCUUUUGCAAGCUCAAUUUUACUUGGAAAAGCAAUGUUUGCUCUCCAUCAUGCACUUAAUCGGCUGGAACUUUUGUAAUGGAAUUACAACAAGACUUCUCAUUUUAAUUAACCAAAAGAACUCUCGACUCUAUUUUAAUGCCUUGAUUUUGUUUUCUGACAAACAGUUCCUAGUGCAGCUGCAGAGCCCAAUACAGGUUUGUGACCUGUCAUUCAGAAUGCUCUGGACUUGGUAUUUUUCGGAUAAGGAGUCUUUCUAUAAUUUGGAUCUCCAUACCUUGUUUUCUAAGAAAUCAUUUAAGCAUUAACUAAACCCAGUAGGAUCUUAUCUUAGUUGGGAUCAAGUACAAGAUGCAGUUUUAUUAUUACAGAGAAAAGGAAAUAAUUUUUAAAAAUUACAUUUCAUUAAAAUGGACUUCCUGUGAUUCUGAUCUUUCUGGAUAAUGAAUCCCAUGCCUGUACUGCUAUAUUGCAAGCCUGCAUUUUCCUGUGCAUGACUGACAUAUAAACACAUUCUAGCCAUUUCUAUUUUAAAAGGACAAGAUAUAAAUCUGCUUAAUAUUUUUUAACAACAAUUUUGGUGUAAAUACGGAAAUUUGCCAUUUUUUCUGCAUUUUUAAUGGUUGAUGCACUUUUGGGAUAUGCUGAGAAUAGAGGCAUGUAAGUUGAACUCGCAAAAAGUCACUUGCAAUGCCAUGUGUGUGUUUGUGUUGCCAUAAAUAUACAUUCAGACACCCAUUCCUAAGGGCCCUUUGGUUGUUGUUUUUUUUUUUUUAGCAGUUACCGUUUUCCCAAAUAAAGAAUUGUAGGCAAUAAAAUAAUAAAAGCUAAAAAAAACAAAAUGGUGUUAAAAUAUUUCACACCUACCUCCCAUGUUGUUUCCUAUCCAAGGCUAUGAGACUUCCAAAUAAAGCAUCUACCUAUUUAGGUUUAGUCUCUUUCCUUUCCUCGUUUUUGUUCAUUCUACCCGAAUUUAUGUCUAUUGCUAAUUGACUUCGGAAGGCACCAUUUUUUCCCUGUUAGAAGCCAUGGCAUGGCCUGUUAGCACUUCCUAAGGCAUUUUCAGGCCACAGCAGAACAGCUCAGCAGUGUAGCCAUGUGCUCAAAGCAAAACAAGAGGCAUCAUCUGUCCACAAGUGCAAUGAGCAAAGUGCAGCAUCUGAUUUGCUAAAAUGUAUGCAACUGUGAGUGCAUUUUUAUCAUUAACUGGACACAAUGAGGUACAUGGCAUCAUUUCUGGUGUGGCAUGCAAGGGAUGUUUGUGCCCAAUUUUCAGACACAAGUGUGCUGUGCCUAUUGGCGCUCAGUGAGGAGGGAACCCUGGAGCUGCUGCUUGGUCAGGCAAUAGGUGCAGCAGUGCUCAGUUUGGAACAGGUGGAGUAGCACCAAGCACAACUAGACAGAAAUGCAAGGAGCACAUUUUGACACAAGUACCUUUACCAAAAUUGUUUUUAUGUGCAACUGACUGCAGAAUAAUUGUGGGACACUUGCAAAAUGAGCCCAAAGUCUUCAUGUGUUUUAGUAGGUGGUAGUGUACCCUACUGUGUUCUCUUGCACAAUUCCCAGGAGAACAUAUAUAAAGUACUGCUUGAUGUGGAGAUUGCCUCGAACUGUGCAAGGAAUAAAUGUAACCCAGGAAACUGAAUAACAGAGUAUUCCAAGCUUAUGUAUGCUGUAUGUACCAACAAGUGCUCC